UCGACGACAACCGCUGACGUGUUCGGGAACGUUUCGUCGCCUCGCGUUGAUUCACGGACGCGUCGGCCAUUUUACACAAUACUUUCACCGAACUGGUCCCAAUGAAAUAAUCGUCCGUAGCAGUUUAUUCCCGAUGAACGGAGUAAAUGAGGAAGACGGAAUCUUUAGCACAGCUGUCCUUGAAUGCAGAGCUUGUAUGAAGAACUGUGACUGAAUUGUCGGACAGCAAUGGGCAAAUGCAAGGUGCCAGAUCUCUACAGAGCCCCUUUUCCCUUGUACUCCAUAAAAGUUGACCCUAAAGCAGGGUUAGUGGUCUUAGCCGGAGGAGGAGGGUCAUCCAAUACUGGCAUCAAGAAUGGUGUGCAUUUCCUGGAUCUACAGUUGGUUGGGGAAAACCAGUACAGUGCCAGUUUGGUUCACUCACAUGACACUGACACACGUGCCACCAUGAAUUUGGCCUUAGGUCAGGGUGUGAUUGCUGCAGGUCAAGAUGGAACAUGCUCUUUGAUGACAUUUGAAGAGUGCACACAGAAAAGUGAAAGCAAGGCUGCUGCAAAUGAUGAAAACAAUGCGCAAAAAGGCUAUGCCAGGCAGCGAGUUGGGAAAAGAAACAUAGGUGGAAAGGAUGAUGCUGCUUUUUUUGGGUCUGAUACAAAGGAUGAGACGGCACACAUCUAUGUUACGAGACUGGCUGAUCUGCAGUCAGAUCUCAACCCUUUGGACCCACUCCAAAAAGUGGUCAGAUUUAGUCAUGACCUCAGCCUACUCCUUACAGGAGGCACAGAUGGACACAUCAGAGUCUGGGAGUUUCCAUCCUUGAAGAAAACGCUUGACUUCAAAGCACAUGAAGGAGAGAUUGAAGACCUGGAUCUGAGCCCAGGAAACAAGCACCUGGUUACUGUUGGCAGGGACUUUACUUGCAGAGUAUGGCACCACAACCAGCAAGUUAUGGGUCUUAAAUGGUAUGAAACCAUUCCUCAGAUAUCUGAAAAGACGUAUCGGUAUAUGGGUUGCAGAUUUGGGAAGGUAGAAGACCAAAAGGAUGUACUGAGGCUAUACACAGUUCAGAUCCCUCAUAAACGAGACCGAAAACCUCCACCUUGUUACCUCACCAAGUGGGAUGGCAAGAGUUUCCUGCCCAUGUUGACAGCUCCCUGUGGAGCAGAGGUCAUCUCAAGCCUUGCUGUCAGUGAUUCUGGAACAUUUCUUGGACUGGGAUCUGUAACAGGAUCAGUUGCUAUCUACGUUGCUUUCUCCCUUCAGAGGUUGUAUUAUGUGAAGGAGUCUCAUGGAAUUGUUGUGACAGACCUGGCUUUUCUCCCUGACACAUUCAAAGGCCAAAAUAUCAAAGGAAACAAUGAAACAGCCAUGUUUAGUGUGGCUGUCGACAGUCGCUGUCAAAUACACGCUGUCCACAACCGAAGAACAUUACCCUUGUGGCUGAUGCUGUUCUCCUGUGCCCUUGCCGUGGUGGGAAUUGUUCUGCUCAUCCAGCAUCUCUUUCCAGGCUUUCUUUGAAUAUUUCAGCAUUCUCACAAAUUAUUCAUUGAGGAGCACGAACACAUUUUGCAGUCUUCAGUCCAUCCAACACAUCCAAACCACUGAUCUUAAACCGUUUUUUAUAGUGCCCUAACAUUUUUCCCUAUGCACCUUACUCAGGGUUGUUCAUCUCAGAUGUUAGCACAACAUGGAUGAUCAAAAUGGGAUUUUAAUUGACCCCUCUGUACAGGGCACUUAACCACGCCUCCUGAAGUGACGUCACGUCACGUGCGCCUACGUCAGACAAAUUAGCAAAAAGGCCGGGACAGCAAGAAAAGAAUAGAGCGAAACUGUCCGAUUUACCGGCUGAUUUCUCACUCGCAUUCUUAGCUAACAGUGAAAUAUCGUUGAAAAGCAGACAGCAGGGCUUCAAGUAUUUCAGCGAGGGGUAUUUCAAUGGUAUUUACAUGCAUGUCGACGGAGAAACCAUUGGUAUUAGCGCGAGAUCUUUCCAGAGUCAAAGGAAGACCGAGAAGUCACUUAAUAUAAUAUAUUAUAACCCAAAGACGAAUUUGUAAUUGAGAGUUUCCUAUUUUCGUGUUACAUAUCACACUUGUGUGCAGAAUCUAUAUGUAUCUGUAUAGCCGUUUGUGAACCGCCGUAUGAAGGAAAAAAAGAAGGCAAGGCUUGAUUUACGAGUUGUUUCUCUCGUUUUCUUUGUGUAACGUCACGCGCUCCCCUCAAUAAUUAUUCUUGAAUUAGUGCCGAACCUACGUAAGUCCCGACCGAGUACGACAAUCACUACUUUAGUGUCCUCAAACAUCCUUCCUUCAGUCUUGGUGUGUCGGUGCCCGUCGAAGGCUUUUAGGACUGCUAGUCCGGUUUAGCUUAGCUCAUUACCGGCGAACAAAGGGACACGUUUGUGCAGUCAGAUCAUCGCAAAAUAUCGCUCAACACAGAUCAAGUGUGUCAAUCAUUCACACUUAGCUAUGUUAUGCAAGCGAAGAACUGCUAAUUCAUUUAUAUGAGACAUGUAUUGAAAAUCAAAUAUAGGGCAUACCUUCGUGCAAACAAGCAAAGUCCGGAUAAGCUUGGCUCGGGAGCGCCGAACAGAGACACGUUUGUGCAGUCAGAUCAUCGCAAAAUAUCGCUCACAGAUCAAGUGUGUCAAUCAUUCACACUUAGCUAUGUUACGCAAGCGAAGAACUGCUAAUUCAUUUAUAUGAGACAUGUAUUGAAAAUCAAAUAUAGGGCUUACCUUCGUGCAAACAUAUCUGUUCCAGUUGAUGGAUUCAGUUGAUCAUGCGGUCUUCCACAAAGUUUGAUCCAUCGAAGACAUUUUUCGUACUUGGUCUUCUGUUCCGGUUGAUUUUAGAUGGAUUCAGGUGAUGAUGCGGUCUUCCACAAAGUUUGAUCCAUCGAAGACAUUUUUCGUACUGAGUCUUCGGUUUUGGAAAGGGUACUUUCACCAACUAGCCUUUCAGGAUACCUGUCGUCACUAUUAUAAAGUCCGUGACUACACCUCUUAACCAUAUCUAUUGUUAAAGAACCCAAAUACGCGAUAAAACGCUAACAAAAGCUAUACUGGACCAUACAACGUUGUCUGAGGAAACUGCGGGUCCAAAAAAGGGACGUGGUUUAUGUAGAUCUCUGGCCUCUGAUUGGUCAGCGACGCGGACGGCGCAAUUUCUACGGAGGGGUCAAUUCUUUUGAUUUUUAUCAGUGAUGACAUUUCUUGGGAGUUAUGUUGAAAGCCACAUUUAAUCUUGAAUGCUCAAAGUAUGGGAACCUCUUGAAAGAAUAUUUAAGGAUCCGUGCAACUGUAUGAAUGAUUGACACAGACAAUGAUGUCUUGAGAUACGAGCGACCCGACUUCAAUUUUUUUUGCUUUAACUUGGAAAACGAUCACUGUCUGGUGGCAGUAAAUUCAAUUGAGCUCACGUCACAAUAAGCUGUAUCUUGGUAAACUGUGCAAUCCAUAUCAAAAGAGGCUUCAAGCUGUGAAAGGUCAGAGAACAAAGAUGUAAAACAUUUCUUAACUCAAACACUCUUUUAGAAACCACAUUCCAUUUCGAUGUGAUUAUAGAGCAGAUACAGUGGGCAUGGAAAAUAUUCAGAACCCCUUUUACUGUUUUGCGGCCAUUUAAAAUAUAAGUUCAUUUUUCCCUCAAUUUAUACAGAGUACCCCAUAUUGGCAGAAAAAAAGGAAUUGUUAGUUUUUUGCAGGUUAAUUAAAAAAGAAAAACUGAAAUACCACACAGUCACGAGUAUUCAGAAGCUUUGCUGUGACACUCAUAUUUAACCUGGGUGAUGUCCAUUUCUUACGAUCAUCCUUAAAAUAGUUCUACACCUUCAUUGGAUUCCACCUGUGUUUUGAUUAUACUCAUUAUAGUCAUUGGACUUUAUUAGGAAAGCUACACACCUGUCUAUAUAAGACCUUACAGUUCACAGUGCAUGUCAAAGCAAAUGAGCAUCAUGAGGUCAAAGGAACUGCCAGAAGAGCUCAAGGACAGAAUUGUGGCAAGGCACAGAUCUGGCCAAGGUUAUGAAGAAAAAAAAAUCUGCUACACUUCAGGUUCCUAAGAACACAGUGGCCUCCUUAAUCCUUAAAUUGAAGACAUUUGGGAUAACCAGAACCCUUUCUAGAGCCGGGUUAACUGGCCAAACUUGCCAAUUGGGGAGAAAAGCCGUAGUGAGAGAAGUAAAAAAGAAUUCAAGGAUCAUUGUGGUUGAGCUCCAGUGAUGCAGAGGGGAGAAAGUUCUGGAAAGUUAACCAUCACUUCAGCUCUCCACCAGUCUUUAUGGCAGCGUGACCCGACAAUCCUCACUUGCAGUGGAAGUGGUCCCCCUCUUUUGUUAGUGAUUGUCCGGUGUGACGGUCUGAGCGCUCCGACGUGCUGAAAAGUCCUUGUGAUUAAUGCACAUGUGUUAACUAACAGGGGAACUCUGGGUAUGUAGCAAACGCUUACUGGAACAUCUGGUCUCACAGUUCCCCUUCUUCUACAUAGAGGGUCCUAACAUAUGUUAUAACCUAACCUUAAAACAAAAUUGAUAAAGGAUAUACACCUAUAUGUACGUUCACUGUGUUCGUCUUUCUGAGACGUCCAUUGUGAACAUGAACACUCGGCGACAAGUUGUUGAAUGGCACAUGUUGAAGCAUGGAUGAGGAUGUUUUAGAAUGGCCGGAAGUUUAGAAAAUAUACGCGCAUGCAUGUAUGUUAAUGCGCAUUACUCACAAAGAGACUUUUCAGCACCGGGAGCGCACAGACCGUCACACUGGCCUGAUAGGCCUGACCUGCAGGACCCUGUCCCUCAAGGAUUCACUUGGCACACACCCACGCUAUUCACACUACAUAUUUUGUUUCACAUCACAUCUGAGCACACACUCACGCUAUUCACUCUACAUGUUUUUUUUUCACAUCAGAUUUGGGCACAUAAUGUCAAAGGACUCCUGGGGUCUGACGCGGUGUUAGGGGGCUUUGAAUGUUGGACCGGGUCCCAGUAUGUUUGUGCUGUUUCCUGUUCUGAGCGCUCUGCUCCUCAGCUCUGCCUGCCACUCAGCUCUGCCUGCCCCUCUGGAUUUUAAAUGUUCUACACACAUUCAACCCCCUUUUUCUUUUAGAUGUACCACAUACCCCCAUCUCGGGGGGGGGGGGGGGGUUUGGCUGUUAAGAAGUUGUGCGUGGCACUCGUGCCUUCCACCCUGUCGGGGGGCUUAUUCAUGCUGUAGGGCCAAUGUACGCCCAUACCAUGGUAACGGUGGGGAGGUGGGUUUUCCACUUAGCUGCAUGGUGUCGCUCCUGAGGCUGGGUCUCCCGGGUUGGAUAGCUGCUGCAUGAAUGCUCCCCUUUCAUGGCCCCUGGCUGCUCUCUGGGUUUCGUCAUUAUCUUGUCGGAUGCUGCUAUUGCCCCCCUUCCUGUUCCAACAAAUCAGGGAUUUUCUCUCUUGCUGGACUGGGAUUGGCCGCAUUAUGGGCCCCGCGGGUUGUGGGUGAGGGGUGAGCCGUCUCGUCGACAUACAGGGCUGCUCUCGGGUGGACCCCUGAUCCCGAUUUCUAUUCUCGAUUGAUUUGGUGAAGUCCAUCGCCUCCGUGUUGCGGACACAGCAAUUAUACUUCACUUUUUUUUUUUUUUUGCAUUCACAAUGGUUUAAAUUAAUGUACGUGUCCUAAGGAGCACACACCCCUAGGAUUCCGUCACUGGGUGUGGGACUACUCACUCAUUGUAAUAAAGAAUUCAUGUGUCCAUGAAGAGUGUAUGUAUCACCCCACUUAAGUUUUCGUUCUAUCGACCUCUGUAAUUUGUCAGUCCCACCGCAUUCCAGUUAAAUAGCUGGGUUCAUGAUUCUUGUCUUUCAUUCUGCUUCUCCUGUCUGUGUCCUGUUCUUCCUUCACAGGGUGUAGCGCUACAACCUCAAGAAACAUCACUUUUUUUUCUUUGUUGUAAAUAGGGAAUGAUUUAAUUUUCUCAUUCUCUGCACUGUUGGUGUAUUGUUUUUGUCUUUUUGUCACUCAUCCCUUGAGAAGUAUUGUUUGUUCAACUGAUUGACUCUGAUCCUCAAUAAAACUUUUAAUUAAAAUA
Messenger RNA from Syngnathoides biaculeatus (alligator pipefish), 6059 nucleotides. It is a transcript of the gene preb, whose product is annotated as prolactin regulatory element binding. The transcript is spliced from 10 exons. Gene Ontology annotation, biological process: protein secretion. The coding region runs from base 229 to 1518 and encodes 429 amino acids. Gene Ontology annotation, cellular component: endoplasmic reticulum membrane. Gene Ontology annotation, molecular function: GTPase activator activity; protein binding; guanyl-nucleotide exchange factor activity. The record is from RefSeq and is a predicted model, not a curated record. NCBI's taxonomy places the organism in Eukaryota, Metazoa, Chordata, Actinopteri, Syngnathiformes, Syngnathidae.